Messenger RNA from Onychostoma macrolepis, 4561 nucleotides. Its product is annotated as putative defense protein. The transcript has 5 exons. Gene Ontology annotation, molecular function: oxidoreductase activity, acting on metal ions. Lineage: Eukaryota; Metazoa; Chordata; Actinopteri; Cypriniformes; Cyprinidae. The coding region runs from base 3806 to 4561 and encodes 251 amino acids. The record is from RefSeq and is a predicted model, not a curated record.
AUAAAAACUUUUAUUAUCAAGUUUUACUGCUUUUAAUCUAAACAAUAGGGUGUUUUCAAAUAAAACUAGAUAGAAUGGUCAAAGGUUGAUCAAAAGUAAAAGGAGUGCAAAAUUAGUGCAUGGAGAAUCACACUGAGCCACAUUGCACUCAAAUGUCUGUUUUUGUGGCUGGUGUUCUGUUGGGAAAAAAAAUUACGUAAAAGAACAAUCAAACACUUGAUUGUGAGAAAAUAGGAGCAUGUCUAUUAGAAUACUCACUGGUAAAGAACUAGUAUGCUGAGAAGCAGCUGGUGGUUUUAUUGUUGUAGAGGACUGAUUGCCAAUUGACCGAAUUGUAGAGCUGUUCACCAUGGUCCAAAAAGAUGUAAAGUCUCUGACAAAUGUCACACUGAAAGGGCAUAGAAAUAAUGCAGAAUGAUAAUCAAGUGUUUAAUUUGAAGAGAUUAAACAAGAGUUAAACACAUACAAGAACUGAAUAUCACCCGAGGAGGAGUUUGCCGGUGCUUCCCAUGUAGCCUCAUACUGGGAUUUCUUGUCUGCAGAUGCUUGGCUGAGAGUUGAGUUCUGAAGGCCAAAAUCAGAGCGUUUCCAUGACUCAUGCCUCAUUUUAGCGUUAAAGCAAAUACUGCACCUAAUAUUUAAAUGUCUACAUUGAAUAGGAAUGAGAAAUUGAAUGCAUUAGCUACAUCUUAAAAUAACAAUAAAGCACCUCUAUGUUGAAGCAGUUCAGGGCACGGGAUUGGUUGAUAUUUAUUGAUGUAAAGUGUCCCACUGCAGUUUUUCCAUCCACCUCUCGAGCCUGUAACAUGAAGCCUUGGAAUUCGGAGGCAUUCUCUGCCGCCUGCAGGGUUACUGAGAGUUAAACACAGAGAAGUGUGUUGACCUCUCCAGGUCUGUUGGCGUAACUUGAGUUGACCCCUGCUUCUUACAUAAUCAUGAGCUUUUCAUCACUGAGGAAACUACAAUAGUAAUAAUUUGAGACCAUGAAAUUACCAAGUACAUCUGAUCUCUGAUUUCGUAUGAAUUCAUAUAAAUUUGAAUAAAAACUACUUUUUUAAACAGAUAUAUAAAAACGUGAAUGAAAUUGUACAAAUUUGUACGAAUUCAUACAAAUUAGCCACCAAUUCACCAAAGUGUAAAAUGGUUACAAAUUGCCAUGAGAUUGUUGGAAUUUACGCUUAAUAAUACAGCAUAAUUUCAAAGUGUUAAGGUAGAUUUGCUUAGAGAAUCAGAAGAAAAUCCCAGUAAAUUAAAAAAUAUAUAGUUUUGAGCCAUCUAUGUUAGUGUACUCAUACAUUUAAAAUAAAUAAAUAAAUAAUUAAUUGAUUGAUGUACACAUUUAAAAUAAAAUAAUAAUGAUUUAUCCUGCACUGUGCAGAAUUUUGUCCAAUCAAAUGCAGGAAGAAUGAAAAAGUCACUCCCCCAAUACCAUCUGCAACUGAUAGCAUAGUCUAUUGGUUAUUCUUUGUUAUUUGAUAUGAUCUGCCUGAAAACCCUGUUUUAAUAGGAAAAACAUCAGCAUAAGAGGAAGACUCUGCUUGUCCAUCUUUAAAAAUCUCACUCAUUUAAAGGAUAAGUUCAUCCUAAAAUGAAAAUUUGCUGAAAAUGUACUCACCAUCAGGCCAUCAUUGCUGACCAAUGUGAAUGGGUGCACUGCUGAUAAAAGCUUAACAAUAAUCCACAAGUAUUCCACAUGACUCCAUCAUUUUAACUUUAAGCUGUCAUUUCUGGCCAAAAUACCUUAAUAAUAACGCUUAAUAACCUCCAGAGAAAAAGUCCAUGUUGUCCAUUCAUAUCAAAAACCACCAAUAUAUUCAUCUGAAACUGUUUUGUUUGUAAACAGUGCUUCUGUGUGUAUUUCUCUCCUAAUUCAGAUGAGAUAACUUUUUUUUAAUUGGAGAAAGCAAUAUUAUGUAUAUUUUAGAUGCCCUAAUGAUCCAUUUGUUUAUUACAAACAUCCAGCUUUUCAAUUCACAAGAUGUUAAUAGAUGUUCUGGAGUCAUGUUGUGGAUUAUGUUGUUUUUACCAGCUGGUUGAACUCUCAUUCUGACAGCACCCAUUCACCGCAGAUGCAAACUCAUAUACAUCUUGGACGGGCUGAGGGUGAGUCAAUUUUCAGCAAAUUUACAUUUUUGGGUUAACUAUUCUUUUAACAAUGGAUUCUUUUAUCAAUAAACUUUAAUUAAAAAGCUAAUAUCUAAAAACCCAUAAAGAAACAGCAGCAGUUAGAAACUGCCCUCACCAGUGAUGGUUUGUCCUGGUGUGAAUGUGGUGCUGUUCACAGAGACUUUGUAAGGAGAGCUGCUUAUUUGGGACUCAAAGCCAGUGUGGUUGGGGGUCAUGCUUUGACAAGAAUCCUCCACUCGCCCAUUGGAGUAAGCCGUGACCCUUCUCACGCAACACAAACACAACAGCAGGAGAAUUUCAACGUGCAUCUAAAAAACAACAACAUGCUUAUUUAUCUGAUUGAUUGAUUGAUUGAUUGAUUGAUUGAUCAAUGGAACAGCAUGAAAUGGUAAACAGAGUUUGAGAUAAUGAAGCGAAAUAAAUAAAUUACUUUAGUUUACUGUAUGUAUUUUCGUAGCAUGAAGCAGUGGAACAAAUAAAAUAUGUUUAAAAAUGACCCCUUUCUUCUUCUAUUGUUUUCCCUUUACUUACUAAGUGUUCUUCGGCAGUUAGAUUCUAAUUCAAAGACAGCAAAGUAAACUUACUGUGUAAGAGUGAGAUGUUUGCUCCUCCAGAAGCAGCAGUGGGACUGUGAAGUAGUUUGAAGGCUCUUUCUUGACGAAGUAAGGAAAUAUCUAUCCCAUAAAUACAGACUGAUUGAAUUUCAAGUGGGUGUAAAAACUUUUGUUUGUGACUUUGAAUGCAUAGCAUGUGUCCCAACUUUAUAUUGUGUUCUAGUUUUUAGGUUUUUCCUUGUAAAUGUCAUUCAGCGAGUGUUUAGAUUUCCCACAGAGCAAGGCUUUAUAUGAUUUAUAACACGUCACAAUUUUAUGUUCACUAAAUGUCCUGAAAGCCACAAGAUUAUGCUUAAUAUCUUUUAGAACAUGUGUAGUCCAUGUACUGACACAGGGCUAUAUAAAUAAACUUUAAUAAUAAAUACACAGAUUCUAUUUUCAACAUAGAGUUAAAUAGAGUUAAAUAGAAUUUAAAAUAAAUUUAGCAUGCUGUUCAUCUUUGGAGCUUGUUGCUAUGAUAAACUUCUUAAAGCUUUAUUUGAAAGAGAAAAACUGCUGAAAAUUGACUCUCGCUGGUUUAUUGAACUGCUAAAUGAUGUGCUAUAUACACUAUAUAUAAACACAUGGUUCUACAAAGGGUUCUUAAAAGCUAAUAUACUGUAAGCCUGUCUGUUUUUUAGUUAAAUGACUGAAAGUAGGCCAAGGAACCUGGCAACCCAUUUGCACGUGAUGAAUCAGACUUCUUAUCGCAAGAAUUGUAUCCAAUAAAAUUUACUCACGUGUGCCAUAUAAAUGGAAUAAAAUCUAUAACACCAGAAUGCACAUUCGUGUGAUCUCUGUUAUACGAGUUUCAUAAAAGCACUGAACUCUAUUCAUCCAUUAUUACACUUCUAAGAAGCACAACAGAUAUGAAAGAUUUACAUGAAAAAUGUUUUAUUUCCACUUUUAUUUCACUUAUCCACGCCUCCCUUUACUUUAUGAUUUUCCCUUAUCAAUAAAGAUGUUUUCCUGUCUGCUCAUUGUUCACCUUCCUGGUAUCAAGCGCAUAUAAAACCCUCUCAUUCCUGACACACAUCAGCUGUACUGAUAUUUUCUGGAAAGCAACUCAACAUCGCUGUUUGAAGAUGAAUAAACUGUUUCUCAUCCUGGUUUUUGGGCUGAAUCUUCAUGCUGUAACUGCAUUCAGCAAUGGAGGGGUGACUCUGGCAUGCAUGUCUAUGACUCCUAAUCAUAGAAAUAAUACUGCCUCUAUGUUAGAGCCUCCAUAUAGUGUCACCACAGACGUCUCAAACUACACACAGGGUCAGGUGAUCACAGUGACACUGCAAGCAAAUGAGACUGCGUUCAAGGGCUUUCUUCUUCAGGCCAGGGAUGAGACGGGUCCAGUAGGAACUUUCACAGUCAUGGGAAGCGAUGCUCAAUUACUCAACUGUGGAACAGAGGGCUCAGCUGUCAGUCACAGAUCAAAUGUUAAUAAAUCAACUAUUGUGGCUCAAUGGAAAGCUCCUAACACCAACAACGCAGAUAUUUCGUUCAGGGCAACAUUUGUGCAGAGUUUCUCUCUCUUCUGGGUUGGCGUUCAAAGUGAUCCUGUUAGAUUCGUGGGCACAAAUACAACAGUCCCCCCACCCCAAACGACAACUCACAACUCUAGUCCACCCCAAAUGACAACUCACAACUCUAGUCCACCCCAAAUGACAACUCACAACUCUAGUCCACCCCAAAUGACAACUUACAACUCUAGUCCACCCCAAAUGACAACUCACAACUCUAGUCCACCCCAAAUGACAACUUACAACUCUAGUCCAUCAGUGUCUCUCGCAAUCUAUCUUCUUCUUUUACCUCUGCUGGCAAGUGGCAAUUAUAUAAAAACUGGAUGA